AUGGGAAGAAUCCUGACGAGGGGUAAAGAUCUUUUGUGCAUUGAGUAUAAUGAGAAGAAUCCUGAUGAUGGUGAUGAUGACGAUGAGACACCAAUUCAUAGAAUUAGAAGGCCUAAGUACAAUAGUACAUUGUCACUCGUUCAAUUAGGUUCUGAUGGCAACCUCCAUGUCCAUACUUAUUACGAUAAAGGGUACUGGAAUGACGCAUGGGAUGAAACCUUCACCUAUUUUGCGAGUGAUCAAUGUAGGUUGCCUGAGAAGUGUGGGUCAUUUGGAAUUUGUUCAAAGAACCAGUGUGUUGCUUGCCCUACCCCUAAUGGCUUAUCGAUUUGGAGCGAAGAUUGCAAGCCGCCAACUUUACCUUCCUGCAAAACUAGUACUGUAAAUGCUAGUUACUAUCAGAUCGAGGGUGUUGAUCACUUCUUGAGUAUGUCAAAUGAAGGAGAAGGGCCAAUGAAAAUCGAUGAUUGUAAGAAGAAAUGCAGCAUGGAUUGCAAGUGUGCCGCUGUCUUUUACAGAAAGGAUACAUCGAAGUGUUUGCUGACCAACCAACUCAAUACCCUUACUAAAUUUAUCGGUUCUUCGGAUAAAGACCAUAUAGCCUUUGUUAAGUAUGCAAACAAUGUAUUAGCCAGAGACAUGUAA
Molecule: messenger RNA, 645 nt
Organism: Papaver somniferum (opium poppy)
Lineage: Eukaryota; Viridiplantae; Streptophyta; Magnoliopsida; Ranunculales; Papaveraceae
Product: EP1-like glycoprotein 1
Exons: 2
Coding region: 1-645 (214 amino acids)
Biological process (GO): recognition of pollen
Source: RefSeq, a predicted model, not a curated record